Molecule: messenger RNA, 3061 nt
Organism: Liolophura sinensis
Lineage: Eukaryota; Metazoa; Mollusca; Polyplacophora; Chitonida; Chitonidae
Product: solute carrier organic anion transporter family member 4A1-like
Exons: 14
Coding region: 622-2805 (727 amino acids)
Biological process (GO): sodium-independent organic anion transport; transmembrane transport
Cellular component (GO): basolateral plasma membrane
Molecular function (GO): protein binding
Source: RefSeq, a predicted model, not a curated record
CACUGACUGAGUUCGGGGAAGUUGAUGGCCGCACAGGUUUUAUCCGUUGAUUAAGAUGUCAUGUUGUACCAGUUUUGCCAGUGAAAACCCUUGUACUGUUGGCCUGGGAUGAGAAGAUCAAGAGGUACGUACUGUACCUCAAUACAGCUCGUACUCAUGGUAGUCCAAAGUACAAAGCCUUUUGUUUUAAUGGGUGUUUUGUUUCGACAGUAUGGUUCAACACCCUUUGUGCAGCUUUGGCAUUGACUGAAGGUGGGAGAGUUCAGUGAUUUGCUGAAGUCACAAGAAUGCUGACAGAGCAAGAACCAAAGUCCCUGAAACUUGCCAGAAGAAGGUGCUGACAGGAUGCAAGAAUACAUGAGCUAUAAGAAAACAAACUAAGCCUUUUCUUAGAGGCUAGGUUAUCUUCAUGUUAAGGAUGUCUUCAUGUGGGUGUUCAAUGGUUGUAACAAGUGUUCAGUGGCCAGUCAGGUUUUCUGCGAUACAGAAGAUUGAGCCAGUCAUGAAAGCUCAAGGAACAUGUGCAGCAUGGAUUUACAGUUGAAAAGAACUGUGAAUUUACUGGAACCCUUCUGUGUUUUGAGGUAGGAGUGGAGUGUGAGCUGGUGUGGGGGUAACAGUAUGACAAAGGCCAAGGUUUACGAACCAAUGAGCUCAAAUGGCCUUGUAAAGGAAAUGAAAAACAGUAAUGGUAACCAUGGCAACCCUCUGCCUUUGAACCCUGAGAUGCCCACAGAGUCCUCAAGUCUCCCGAAGGAGAAUAUACACGUAGGGGAGGAUACUACUUGUGGCUGGGGAAAAGUCAGGCCCGAUGCCUGCCAGAAGUUCCGCAGCGCAAAAUGGAUGCUCUUUUGGUUGUGCCUCGCCGGUGCAAUACAGGGCAUGGUUGUCAAUGGUUUCAUCAACGUGGUUAUCUCAAACAUAGAGCGUCGGUUUGACCUGAGCAGCACAGAGACAGGAACAAUCGCAAGUUGUUAUGACAUCGCCUCCGUCCUCUGUCUCAUCCCUGUCAGCUACUUCGGGGGACUGGGGCACAAACCCCGCUACUUAGGGAUCGGGAUUCUCAUCCUGGGACUGGGAAGUUUCAUCUUUGCUCUCCCACAUUUCACGUCGGGGAUCUACGAGGUGACGGCCACAAGGGAGAGCAUCUGUUACAGUCGUAAUAACGUCUCUGACUUCUGCGACCCAGACACGUUACCUUACAGUCUCUCACAGUACAAGUAUGUCUUCUUCCUGGCCCAGCUUCUUCAUGGAGCUGGGGCCUCACCUCUCUACACACUCGGAGUUACCUACCUUGAUGAAAAUCUACCCACACGAGUUUCACCAGUUUAUAUAGGUAUAUACUACGCCUUCUCUAUCGUGGGUCCAGCAAUCGGCUACUUGGCUGGGGGUCAGUUCCUAAACACCUUCACGGAUGUCGGUGAUUGGUACAAGGAGGGCCCCAAACCCACACCUGAAGACCCUAAGUAUGUGGGGGCUUGGUGGAUCGGCUUCCUCAUCAGUGGCACACUAGCCUUGAUGGUCAGCCUGCCACUGUCUGCGUUUCCACGGCAACUGCCAGGUUCAGAAGACUACCGCACAGAGCGACGAUCAGAGACGUAUCACAGAGGUACCGAGGAAGACAGCACUCUGGAGAAGCCUGGUUAUAAGCUUGGCAUCAAGGAUAUCCUCAACUGUGUCCGCGUCCUGGUCACAAAUCCCACCUUCAUGUUUCUAAAUCUUGCUGCAGCCUGUGAGGGAAUCUUACUCAGUGGUUUCUCAACAUUCACCCCAAAGUUUAUAGAGUCUCAGUUCAGUCUGACCUCUGGACAAGCAGCUCAGUUUGUGGGUUUUGUAGCGAUCCCCGCCGGUGGAGGUGGGACGUUACUGGGUGGGUACCUGGUGAAACGGUUUGACCUACGAGUACCGGGCAUCAUCCGUCUCUGUCUGUGCACCACAGUAACGAGCCUCACUCUCAUCUUCGUCUUCCUGGUCCAGUGUCGCACCGUCCCGUUUGCUGGAGUCAACAUUCCCUACCACUCGGACGCUGAUAACACAACGCUGAGUUACCUGGGGGCCAACCUGACAGAGCAGUGUAAUGACCACUGUCACUGUGAGCGUGAGAUCUGGGAUCCAGUCUGUGGCAAAGACAAUAUCAUGUACUUCUCACCCUGCUAUGCGGGUUGUCAAGUAACCAUUGAGGGUGAGAAAAAGAUGUACACAAACUGUUCCUGUAUCGACCAUCCUGCUGGGCAGAACUGGAAGUUUGACGCCAUCAAUGGCAAGUGCAGUAGUGACUGCAUCUACCUGGCUAUUUUCAUGCCCUUCUUCGGCUUCAUCAUGCUGCUAACAUUUGUCACCAGCAUGCCGGCACUACAAGCAACAUUGAGAUGUGUGCCACAUGAAACUCGCUCAUUUGCCCUGGGAAUUCAGUGGAUAAUUGCAAGGUGCUUAGGUUCCAUCCCUGGCCCGAUCCUGUUUGGGAAGCUGAUUGACUCUACGUGUUUGCUGUGGCAGCAGAAGUGUGAGGAGCGAGGAUCGUGUUACUUCUAUGAUGACCAGGACAUGGGUCUGUACCUGAUGGGAAUCAGCAUGGUCGGCAAAGCCCUCGCGCUUUUCUUCUUCUUCAUGUCUCUUUGUCUCUACCACUCGCCUCCCCAAACGGAGGAGAAUAAACUGGUGGAGACGGCUUCCAUAGUCACCGGAGCCAUGUCCAACUCGGCCUUGUCCACGACGAGUAGAGCCACGCCAACCAAUCUCAGCGUCCAGUCAUCAAUGACACUGUUGGAAGAAGAGCCCAAUGGAAUUCUCAUAACGCCCUCAUGAGAGCCGGCUCAGUGUUUGUUCUCUCUCAGCCAUUCUUAUUGCAUUUAUCCUUACCUGAAGCAUUCACAGUUCAGUUAGUUGAUACUAAGGCAUGUAGACAUCUGAUGGUCUGGCGUGUUGUCUAAUGGCUUUGUUUUUGACCAGACCUGUAGGCAUCUGAAGGUCUGGCAUGUUGUCUAAUGGCUUUGUUUAUGACCAGACCUGUAGGCAUCUGAAGGUCUGGCAUGUUGUCUAAUGGCUUUGUUUAUGACCAGAC